ACAUAAUGUACUGUUGCUGAAUGUCCUCUUCGGAACUCAGUUGGAGUUAUAGUUUGUACUCAUGAAAUCCUAGAGAUAAUGGCAACAAACGCAAGACCUCUUCUUUGUUCUGUGAACUUCGUCCUCGCCAUAAUCGAGAAUUUGCUCAAAAAUUUCAAAAGCGAUUAAUUGUUAUCCUGUCACUUAUACAGCUCAGGUGACCCAUGGACUUUAAGUAACACGAAGACAUCUUCCUACAGCAGUGGCAACUAUACAAAAGUACGAGCUGUUCAACUGCGACUGUUGAUAAACAAAGAUCGAGCACCAGACAUGCGACAUCGACUCUUUCUACACCGUGUGGUCAUCGUGACACACUCACAAACACAUCAUCAGUCGUAUCCUUAUCCAACACAAUGCUAAACACGACUGACAGUGUGGGUAGACCAUUGAUAUGUGCUUGGAAUGGCUGAAAAUAGAAUUGAGGGUGACAAAUGUAUAGUGCAUGCAGCUAAGUGAGGAAGAAAUAAAUUUUUACAUCGAUAAAUAUGUAUCCAAUUUUUAUAAUGUUAUAUUUUUAAUGGUUAAACUAUUAGCAGUGAGUUGUAAUUAUAAAAUAAAAACGCAAUGCUGGAAAUUUAACUUUCUAUCAAAUAAAAAUUACGUAAGUUUCUGUUACACAAAUGGACAUUUGAAAUGUGUCUAUAUUUAAUUAAUAAUACAAAUGGGAAAAAUAACUCGUAUACACCCACUUAGUAACAGAAAAUAAUAAUGUAACGAAGACUGCAAUGUCCGUGAUUGUUCCUCAUUAAAUUUCGAUCUGGAGAUUUACGUAAUUACUUUGUCAAGUGAAUUGGACUUGGAUUUGGACUUGUUAAAUUUUUUUUAAAACUUCAAAUGGAGUUUUUAUACAUAAAGCUCAAAUGCGUGUGACUGUAUUCCUAAAUCAGCCAUUUCAUUUUCUGAGCCAAAAAAGUCGCUUCUUGAACACAACCUGAUGUUUCUUCAUUUGACUUGAAGACGUGGAGAUUUGCUGAACUGAGCCACACUCACUGUUACAAACUACUUGCACCCAACUGUCCAGUAAAGGAGAGCAAUUUUUUUCUGCUUUCCUAGUGGCAGAAAAUGCCCAAAUUGUAUUUUACGCAUAGGAAAAGGAGGCGCACAGGAAAGAAGAAGGAGGAGGAGAACCCCCCGGAAAAAAGAAGUCGGGAAGAUGAGGAGGCGAAGGCGGGUACGAGCACUGCCACGGAAGAAACCUUUAGAAUCGCCCCUAGACAGUUGCCGAUGUUAAAAGUAUUAAACGAUCUCAUGGAACAGUUGUCGGCAAAAGCGCAGAGAGAUCUGCACUUAGAAUUUCAUAGGAGAGCGAAUGAAAUUCUAGAUGCAGAAAAGGCUGAAUCAACUUGUAGGCCCGAGGCCGUCACACCUGACGACGAAGACGAAGCCUGAUGCUGUUUGCGUGCACUCGGCGACACUUGAUGGCAUGAAAAAAAUGUGGCUGUCAUGGCUGCUUAAAAGCCUUGACUUUAUUUUGUUGUUGGUUCUGAGUGUUGUUUUUUUUAAAUAAACCUUUUAAAAGGUGAAAAAUGUCAGCUCUGUUAUGGCAAUGUCAACAUGUUAGUGUUUUCUGGAGAGAGUCAUGAUUGAGAAAUGUACAACACUAAGAAAUUUUAAUUUUUCUGAAAAACUUAUUUUAUUUGGUGUACAUGACAACAUUUGUACAAAGAUUUGUACGGAUAAAGUGUUAGACCUAAUUAUCUUGUUAGCAAAAUAUUACAUUUAUGUAUGCAAAUGGAAAAACGAUAUACCCUCUAUACAUGCCUUUUUACUGAUUGUAAAAUACAGAUAUAAUAUAGAAAGAUACCAUAGUAUUGUAAGUAGUAAAUUGGACCUAUUUGAAGCUAUUUGGAAACCAUAUCAAAAAUUAGUAAUAUAAGCACAGUUAGUGGAAGCUAGGAUGUUCUUUUUCAUCUCUUCUCCUCGUCUUUCCUCUUUAUUCUUUUCCCCCCUUCUAUUCUUUUCCCCCCUUCUAUACUGAAUGAAUGCAGUAAUUAAUGUAUAAAUGUCAUAUAUGUUGUAUUAUUGAAAAAUAAUAAUAAUAAAAAAAAAGAAAAAUGU
This is a messenger RNA of Pomacea canaliculata, 2097 nucleotides long. RefSeq lists its product as uncharacterized. The coding region runs from base 1102 to 1428 and encodes 108 amino acids. The record is from RefSeq and is a predicted model, not a curated record. NCBI's taxonomy places the organism in Eukaryota, Metazoa, Mollusca, Gastropoda, Architaenioglossa, Ampullariidae. The transcript is spliced from 5 exons.